AUGUCAGCAGUGUUGGUGUCAUCCAAGACCAAGAGCAAUAAUAAUAAGAAGAAGAAGAAUCCAUCAUCAACAACAAUAUUAACAUUCAAUGAUACAAAUAAUAAUAAUUACACUAUUAUGGAUGAGGUCAUAACUGAACCAAUGUACACAUCGACUCAGUGCACCUAUCAACUAUUCAUCCUUAUUGCCACAAACAACUCAAACUCCAACACCAACACCAAUGAGAUGGUAUCACUCGAAUCCACCAACUGCACAUAUUGGACCAAACAGGCAUUGAUAUGCUCACAUGUUUUCCAUUUGGAAUACAACGCCAAUCACAUCAAUACGUCAUUGGUGAUGGGCAAUCAGACUGUGGCCCAGCUAUCCUACCCGAUUGAUUCGUGUGUCCUGCCAUCCCAGCAGGAAGUAGGCACGCUCAAUGCAUCGAUUCAGUCAUAUUCCAUCGAGAGAGCACCAUACCCAUCGAUGGACAGUGGAACGUGGCGCAUCAAACUGUCGCUUAGUGCCAAUUACAGUGCGUCGUGGAUGCUCACUGGCCAAAUCAGUCAGUCGAAUGGUGCCGCGGCAUCAUGCUACUCGCCAUCACAGUUCACAUUCACCUUUGACACAUUGCUGUCCCACCAUUACGUCGAUCUCCAUCUUCUCCCAUGUGCCAACCGCGAAGUACCAGCCCUGAACGUGACCAUAUUUGGCAUUUACAAUGACACUGCUUCACUACUCAUUCCACUUGGAUCACUUAACAAUGAUACCAAGAUUGAAUUGACAAAGCCAUUGUCAAAUGGAAUGUUUGGACAACAUGUUGGAUUGCUAGCAUAUACUACAAACUUUAGCGAACCUACUAAUAUCUUGCAAUAUCAGAGAGACUUUAACAAUUAUUAUCAAGCUGGCAACACACAUUUGGUGUCGGGUACAUCUGAGCAAGGAGUAGUAUACGCCUACCUUGAAGGACGUAACCAAAAGGAUGGCAUCAAGCUUCAAUUGAUAAACAUAUACCAAGAUUUCACCAUUCACUCUGAGAACACAAUCAAUGUGUUUGAUAAUCAACAAACAAUGAAGGUGAACAUAUCUCAAGAUGGCAAUAUUUUGUUGAUUGUAUCGGAACAGACUGUCAAUGAGACCAUAGAUAGUAUUGAGUCGGCUACUACUUCUGGAUAUGAGUUGGAUGUCUCAUAUCCAUUUGGUUAUGGAGCUGGAACACUCUCAUCUUACAUCCACACAGUAUCGAUCCCAACAAAGUCUCCAAUCCAAGUACGUCAAUCAAGUUCAUCACGCAUAUAUACAUCAACAUCAACGUCAACAUCAUCAACUACAUCAACUCCAUGGAUAUCAUCCAUCGAGUUUAUCAAGUCCACUUCAACAUUGUACAUGGUCCGCAUAACAGCUGGCGAUGACAAUGGAGUCAGUAGAAUAACACUGAACAGUGGCCACAAUAUUGAAGCAGUGGACAGUAUCAUUGAUGGAGGUCUGACCAAUGGUACUUUUGAGUAUCCACUUCAAUCAUUCGAUAUACCAUGUGUUGAUGAUCUGAUUAUCACAGUCAUCAACAACCAGUUAGUAUCCAGAGUGUACCGCACUGGUGACUACCUCUCCACCAACGACAAGUUGAUUGAGGUGCCAAACUAUCCACCUAUAUUGAACAACACUUUGGACACGAUCACACACUUUGAGUAUGGAGUGCCAACGACAUCUGGCAACAUAUCCUUGGUGCUGUACUUUAAUGUCAGCAAUGCAGACACUGGUGUCAUGCCAGUUCUCCACAUUGAUCUGUCCAUCUUUGCGCAACAUCAAUUGUCUGGACAAGGCAAUACAUCGUUUGUAGGACGAUGGAAUGCCGUUAAGAACAUGUUUGAGAUACCAUUCACCAUCCCAAUGAAUCAAGGACAGCGUGAUAUCUCAAUGUUCCUCAGACUCGACCGCCUUUAUAGCUUCAACCUCUUGGCCGCCGUGUUAAAGUCCAAGUACGUCUCAUUGCCCGUGAGCACUCAAACAGCACAGAUCGAUCACCUUCCACCCAUGAUCACCGAGAUCCUGGCACUGGACCCAACGACAAUUGGCAACUCUACAACUUUGGCAUGGUGGGUCACAAUCAAUGACUACCCCAACGGCUUUGCCUCAGCACUGUUUGACAUUGUGUCGGAUGUUGACCCUCUCACUGUGACCGUCCCCGUGGACUCGUCAAAGAGAGUCAGUGGCAACAGCACUGUUGGUUCAUACAAGCUCACCUAUACCAUGUCCACACAGUAUCAAUCGAUGAAUGUCACACUAUUGGCCACACAACUCAUUGAUGCCGGUGGAAACAUAGCCACUCGAUCAAACGUAUUCAGUCCACUGCUGUUCGGUGCGUCGUCCACUGUCAAGGUGCAAGGUGCCAACAUAUAUGCCGGUGAUGUGACGCCACCAUCGAUAUCAGACUUCCUCAUCACCCCAUCCACCAUCGACACACUGUCGCCAAACCGAACGAUCCAUGUCACUUUCACAGUCAAUGAUACAGACUCUGGAAUCUCCUCAUCCCACGUGCCGACAGUGUACAUCACCUCAUCCACUAUGCAGGUCGUCAGUGCCAAGGCCAUGGUCAAGACCAAUUUAGCUGCAGCCAUUGCCACCACAUCAUCAUCAUCAGUGAGCUACACCAGCACUCUUACUCUACCAUUUGGAUUUGGCUACGGCAACAACAUAACAGUGUCAAUUUAUGGACUUGUGGACAACGCGUUGAACCUAAAUGGAUACUCAUCAUUCGAUUUGGAGAAGAUGUCAAAUGGCAAGCCGGCCAUCAUUGAGGUCGCCGCGUCGCCACUGUCUGGCAUGGGCGAUCCAUUGCUCAACAGCUACACCAACACAACGACGACUACAACAUCGAUGACAACGUUUGUUGUGCGUGGAAAGAAUUUGAGACAGGUGAACCUCACUGCCAUCACACUGGACUUCAAGAAUGGCACGAUCAUCACGAUCACACCACUCUUGGUCACAGCCACAACCCUUUCCUUUAGCGUCGGUCCAUUCACCAGCGCAGCACAGCUCACCGUGGUGUCCACGAACAGCGGCCAGACGCGAGCCAGCAUUACUUUGCAGCCAACCGCCAACCCGCCACACACUGAUGAAUCUUCGUCAGAUGACUCGGGCACCCCGAGCGGCCAAUGUCCCAACGCAUGCAGAGGACAUGGUCAGUGCAGCUCAACUGGCUGUGUCUGCAACGCCAACUUUUAUGGCGUGGACUGUGGACUCAACUCCAUGCUUGUGUCCAAGCCAGAGUUUGACACUGGCUACCCUCGCUACGUCCAACAGGACGCGGCACAUCUACUACGCGCAACAGUGUUCUUGAUGUCGUUGACAGAGAACAAUGCCAGUUCAGGCGACAUUGUGAUCGAUCACAACGUGUCAUCACUAACAUGGACACGCACAGAGAACACCACAAUGGGCCAGAACAUGUAUAACUACACGACAUCACUUCCAAUGUCGCCUGGCAGUGUGAUCAGCGUCGUGUUCAACUACUACCCUGUCAAAUCAAUCAUACUCUUUGAAGGCGUCAACAGAACAAUCAUGGCCAAUGGCGUCAAGAUGGCUGUGGAGCUGUCCAACUACUCAUUUGCCGCGGACAAUCAUACAUUGCAGAUGGUCUUGGGCACAGAUGUAGCGGGCAGCCAAAGCACGGACUCGUCAUGCAGCAACAUCGAGCUGUACCCAUCGAUGGAUCGCCUGCUCUGGGCCAAUCUGCAGAUCAACUCCAAGCUGUUGUACGCCGAGUUUGCCGACCAGGCCACAGUGUACGAUCGCGCGGCCAAUCACUCCAGCGUGAUGCCAGUGACCAACAGAUGGAUCAACCGCAACAGCCAGUCCAACCAAACCAAUCACAUUGUGGGUCCCGUUGGCCUCCAGGUCGCCGAGUUCAAACAACAGCGUACCAUCGAGUUUGAGGCGUUGUUCACCAUGCUCCAGGACAGCGUGCAGCCCGCGGACAAGACUGGCGCGUACUGUCUGGUCAAGUCACCCAGGCUGUAUCCAGGAGAGAUCGCGGCCAUCAUCUUCUGCAUGAUACUCUUCACCAUCCUCUCAAUCACCAUCGUCUAUCAAGUCAUCCAACGACGUGCUGCCAACAGGCGUGCCGCUGCACUCAACGAUCAUCGUGAGAUAUAA
Molecule: messenger RNA, 4131 nt
Organism: Acytostelium subglobosum LB1
Lineage: Eukaryota; Evosea; Eumycetozoa; Acytosteliales; Acytosteliaceae
Exons: 4
Coding region: 1-4131 (1376 amino acids)
Biological process (GO): sexual reproduction
Source: RefSeq, a predicted model, not a curated record